Messenger RNA from Dermacentor andersoni, 3116 nucleotides. Its product is annotated as E3 ubiquitin-protein ligase RNF10. Lineage: Eukaryota; Metazoa; Arthropoda; Arachnida; Ixodida; Ixodidae. The record is from RefSeq and is a predicted model, not a curated record. Gene Ontology annotation, molecular function: metal ion binding; transcription cis-regulatory region binding. Gene Ontology annotation, biological process: positive regulation of transcription by RNA polymerase II.
GCCGCCGUCGUCGCCAUAUUGCGACGAAGCUGGGACGUUCCAUUCGGUGCUUAGCUCAAAUUUCGUCCAAAUUGGACGAUUGGGGGAUUCCGACGUCCCCCAGAUCCUGGUGAUUUCGCUUUCGCUCGCCGCCCAGCCUCUACUCUAAAUUAGUACUGGUCUCUUCAAAGAGGACAGUUUUAUUUCCCGGUGUUUCAAUAUGCAGCUCUUCUGAAUUGUUUCGGCCAUGAAGACCCAGGUAGUUAUCGCAACUCCUUUCGGAGUCGCCACUGCUUUUGCCAGCGCGUCUACCAGUGUCGACGACGGUGUUUGCGUCGUCCCCGUCAAUGCUAGAGUCUCCAGCGAUGGACAAGAAAAAUUCUGCCCGCUCGUCGUCGUCCGCUCCCAAGGGGAACACCACUGACGCCAAGAGCAAGCAAGAUGGCUCGGGCAACAAGCAGCAGCAGCAGCAGUGGCCCGGCAGUGGCGGCGGUGCUUCGGGAGGAGGCAGUCGCCGGGGGAGGUGGAGUGGACAGCAAGGGGAGGGCCGUCGGCCCACUCCUCAGCGCAACCGCACGACGCCGGACAAGAGGCCCCAGCCCAAGGGGCAGCCCCCACCAGCUGCGCAGUCGCCGCAUCAGAAUUCACAGGGACAGCGCAGUCAGGUAGCACGCAGCCUGCAGGAUGACUGUGUGGAAGAAGCACUCCGCAAGGGCAAUCGAAAGGUGAACUUGAAUCACCUGCUGAAGUUCACUCUGACUCCCCGAGAGAGUGAUCACCACCACAGCUACUGGCCUGGCCAACGCUCCAGUCGGCCACCACCGACCAAGCACUCCAAGGAGCAGUUCUUGCAGGCCAACUGCCAGUUCGUGGUGCGUGAGGGCACGGUGCGUCGUUGGGAUCCGGACGUGCCCGUAGCCUGGGAGCUGGUGCACGAAGUGCGGGUGCUGCAGCAGCAGAGUGACACUGGCCAGGAGGAGCGCUGUCCCGUGUGCCUGGGCACCCCGCGGGCAGCUCAGACGCCCCCGUGCGGACAUGUGCACUGCUGGUCGUGCCUUCUCCACUACUUGGCCCUGUCGGAUCGGCUGUACCGGCCGUGCCCUAUCUGCUACCGGCCAUUCUCUGCUCAGCAGCUCCGCAGGGUGGUUCCCCAGCCCAGAAGGGGCUACCAGCCGGGUGACGAAAUCACCAUGUGCCUGAUGCGUCGCCAGAAGAACCAGCCCGGUGCCCAGCCCAUGCCGGCUGACCUUUGGCGUGUGGAUGACCUCGAGCCCUUCAACGUCAACCGAGAAGACAGGCUGACUUGCCACCAGAGGGUGUUGGUGGCGUGCCCAAAGCAGCUGGGCGCCAUGUUGGACAGGGAGGAGUCUGAGCUGCGAGCCCAGCUCCUCGAGGAAGGGGAUGCCCCCGAAGCCUGCUUUGUGCAGGCUGCCCUGCAGGCAUUACAGCAGCGCAGGCAGGACCUUGAGAAAGAAGUGGGUUCACUGGACGUGAAUGCCAACAGCCAGGGUCAGCAGCUCACUGUGGAUUCCGAGGGCAACAUGGAGGUGCCGGUGCACAGGGAGCAGCAACAAGUCGUGAACAACACAAGUGACGACACCAGAGACCUGGUGCCUGACAUGACACACAGCCUGCUUUCAGAUUCCCAUCAGUUGCGGGGCCGUGAGCGCUGCACCAGCAGUGGCAGCAGUGGUGCAGAGGACAACGCAGUUGGUGCGGAAGAUUUGGAGAUGCCAGUUAGCACUGCUGCCAACAGCGCCGGCAACAACAACAAUGGCUGCCGAGAAGGCGCCUCGGGGGCCGACAGCUUCUAUUACUUCCAGGCGGCCGAUGGCCAGCCCGUGUUUCUGCAUGCACUCAAUGCUCGGAUGCUGGCGCACGAAUACGGCGCGCUGGAACUUGCCCCGGUGACAUUCACGGCACGCAUUGUGGAAAUUGAAGGUGCCUCCAUUGACAAUGAGCUUCGUAGGCGGCUCCGAUACUUGCGCCACCUGCCACUGACGUGCGAGAUCCAGGUGGUGGAAGUGCAACUGGCGCCACCUGUUCUCAAGCAGGUCACCCUGGACCACUUUGCCCCGGAUGUGGAGAAACGCCGCCGUCAGCGAUCCCGGAGAGCACGCAAUGAGAAGCGUCAAGACAGACUGCGUGCAAAGGAAGAGAUGCGUCGGCAUGGCUACGGUGGCAGUGCCCGCUACCAGCUGGAUAGUGUGCGCCACUUCCCGAUGUGCGAGCCAGUUAGUGGGCCAUCGCCAGCUGUGCCCUCUUCUCCUCCACCCCUGUACUCACCGUCUGCAGGCUCGGAGGGCUCCAUACCAACUGUGAGCGAUCCUGACGAGCAGCAGCAGCAGCAGUUGAUGCUCAGCAGUGCCAGCAGCCCAGCAGAGGAAGACAGGUCGGCAACCCCUGCCAGCAACUCUGUGAACCGGGUGUCCUUUGCUCAGAUGGUGCAGACACGCAGCGCGGGUGCGGCAGUCGGCUUUCGCAGGGGAUUGCCGGCCAAAGAUCCCCCCAUGGCUAGAACAGCGGCAGCAGCCAGCUCCGACGCGGAUGACGACGAGGAAGGCUGCCCCGUGCCGCUGUUCCGUCACUCGUUCAGCCUGGCCCUGGAGGAGGCUCUUAAUGCUGCUGCCGCAGCAUCGGCUGCUGCGCAUGCUGAAAGUGCCCAGUCAUCUGAUGGACAGAAGGGCAAACCUGGAUCUAAGAAGAACAAGAAGAAGAACAUGACCUUGCUGUUUGCAACAUCCAUGAAUCGUAGCAAAUAGUGUCUACAACACACUGCUGGUUUGCGGCAUUUCCUUCCAAGCCAAAAAGAAAAAGAGCGAGCAAGAAGAGGUCCUUGGAUCGAGCAAUUGUGCGCCAGGUUAUUGGGGGCAAAUUUAUUGUUUUAAUUUUUCAAGUUCCUUUGACGGUAAUGACGCUUCUGUCUGUGGGUUUCCCAAAAGGCAAAACUCUUUCGAAGCGAGGACUUUCCAUGAGGUUGAUAGAAACAGAAAUUGUUCUGUGUUUGUUUUGAUGUUCAUUCAUUUGCUCUUUAGAGAAUGCAGAUCGUGGCAGCAUUGGCAGACUGUUGACCCUGCAAGAUGCCUGCAUGGAGAAGCUAUGUCAUGAGUAAAUAAAGUGUGCUUGUUUGAACCCUC